AGUCCUGCUCUGUCACCCAGGCUGGAGUGCAGCAGCACAAUUUUGGCUCACUGAGCCUCUGUGUCCCAGGUUCAAGCUAUUCUCCUGUGUCAGCCUCAGUAGCUGCCUCUGCCUCAGUAGCUGGGAUUGUAGGUGCGUGCCACUGUGCCUGGCUAAUUUUUUUAUUUUUAGUAGAGAAGGGUUUUUGCCAUGUUGGCCCCACUGGUCUUGAACUCCUGACCUAAGGAGAUCCACCCACCUUGGCCUCCCAAAGUGCUGGGAUUAUAGGUGUGAGGCACUGUGACCAGGCUUCUUCACAAACUUAUUAUGGGAUGUUCUCUAUUUUUAAAACUUGUUUAUACACUGUUUCCCUCUAAAAAGAGGAGUAGAAAACCUGCUUGUUUUGCUGCUGCUUUAUCUAUUUCAGUGUUUAGAACAAUGCCAGGCACAGAGUAGGUGCUCUUCCAACAAGUGUUGACUGAAUAUCUAAUUGCUGACUACACCUAACUGCUUGGUUGGCUCACAGGCACUUCAAACUUUACAUGGUCAAAACAGAGCCUUCUUCCUUCCCUAACAUAUAUUCUCUCUUGUUGUUUCUAAUCUCAGUGAAGACAUUACUAUCUUCCUAGCUGCUCUAACUCACUUGGGAGUCAACUUUGACAUGUAUCUCCCUCAGUCAUUUUCAGUUAACAAACCUCCCACUAACCACUUUUGUUAUUUUCUUCACUCCUACUUGCCACCAACUAAAUUUAAGCCAUUAUUGGCUAACAGCCUACUGUUUUCUCCAAACUCUUUUCCUCGCCUCAAAUUUUUGUGUAACAGUGAUCUGUCUAAAAUGAAUUCAAUCCUAUGAUUCUUCCACUUAAAAUCUUUCAAUAGCUUCCUCCUGGCUCUCAGAAGCUGACUUCUACAUAUAGCAUUCAAGGCUUUCAGAAGUAGACCUCCAGCACUCUUCUUUACCCAACAAUCUCUCAAGUCUUUGCCUCCAAACAUCUGUACUUACUGCUUCUUGUCUAGGUCUUCUCCAGUACUUUUUUUUUUUUGAGACGGAGUUUAGCUCUUGUCAUCCAGGCUGCAGUGCAAUGGCACCAUCUCGGCUCACCCCACGCAACCUUAGCCUCCUGGGUUCAAGUGAUUCUCCUGCCUCAUCCUCCUGAGUAGCUGGGAUUUCAGAUAUGUACCACCAUGCCCGGCUAAUUUUGUAUUUUUAGCAGAGAUGGGGUUUUUCCAUGUUGGUCAGGCUGGUUUCAAACUCCUGACCUCAGGUGAUCCGCCCACCUCGGCCUCCCAAAGUGCUGGGAUUACAGGCGUGAUCCCCAAUACCCUUACUAAGCUAACGCUUCUUCAGUCCCAUUCUACUCUAUUCCUCCCUAUUGGUUUAAUGAGGGGUUCCUCCUUUAUUUAAUUCCACAGUAUUCAGCAGCUUCACACUCAUCAUACUGAUGAUGCCUAUUUACUUGUCUACAUUCUAAAGUCUAAAAUCAAUGGGGGUAACAAUUCUGCAGCAAUAAUUAACUGUUCACUCAAACAGAAAAACAUAUCAGAAUUUUGACAAAUUUCUAUUAACUGAAGCAAUGAAAAUAUUAAAUCAAAGAAAACAUAAUGGUUUUUAUGCUACUUUUCUUCUAUUUUAGGCACAACACUUUAAUAAAUUACGCAGACUACAAAACUUUACUACAUCAAUUAUUACAAAAGGCUGAGUGGAGAGAUUACUUAUCUGAGGGAGCACAAAAUCAGUACGCAAUAUGGAUUUCAUUGAAGCUUGUCAACUCUCCUGGAUUAAAUUAUUGGCGCUGUCUCACAUAGUCCCAAGUCCUAGAUGUAGAUAGGAUUCUGGAAGUUGCAGUUACUAGGUUAGGAAAGCCACGCCCAGGCUCCCCUGUGAAAAACAUAUCAAUGUGUUAAGCUCCUUAGCAAAUCACAUCUAGAUUAAGUUCAAAAUAUGUUGUUUUUUUAACUUUGCAAAUCUCCAUCUCCAAACAAACUUUUUCUACUUUCUCAAUAAAAUACAACAAAAUUUUUGACAUUAGAGCCACGGAGAAACAGAGCUCUAUCUCUGAGAUGGCAGUAAUCCAAGGGUAUUUAGUAAGCAGUUACUAGGAUCUACGAAAUGGGGGGCACUAUCACCAUGUUGGGGGAAAAAAGCUACAGAAAUAUGUACAUCUUCGUCAUGAACCUGACUGCUGAGUUUAUACAAGUGGAAAAGGAACCUCACUCGUUCCGUCCCUGGUACCUCCACAGCGUCUCCCGUCCCAGUCUGCCUAGUUGAAUGUAGGGCCACUUUAAGGUAAAUCCUAGCCUCCGGGCUGUCCUUCCGCCUCCCAGGAUUCUGCUAGGCCGCUCAGUUGGCAAGCUUAAACUCCAAAGAUUCCGCAGUCUCCGUCUUUCAACGAUCACGUCAGAGACACCAAGGUUAGCACAGGAACAUUAGUUUCCAAACUCCCACCCGCCGCACAAACAGGCGGGAAGGUUCCGCUGCCAACCUGCCUCUCCGCCGCGCACAUGGCCGGCCGCAGCUCCCACCCCCGCUGCCGCGCAGGCGCCGGGCGAGCCGGGACUUGCGGUCGCCGAGAGCGGAUCAUUCCGCCGCUUUCUUUGUGUGGCUGAAGCGCUAGAAAUGACAUAUUUUCCUCCCCUUCGUUAAAAAAUCAGACCCUCUUUCUCCUCUCUCCUCCCCGGAACAGAGUCAGGGAGUGGGUAGUAGCGAGAUCUGCCGACGACUGCAGAGGCGGAAAAUCCUCGGAAGAGGAGUUGACGAGGGCCGGGUCCGGGAGGGAUGCUGGGAGCUUGACUCAGUCGCACACCAUGUGUCCCUCCGCACGCAGCACGGGGACUUUUCGGUGGGGAUUUUGGGCGCCGACCAGACGCGGCAUUUUCGGAAAAUAGCGCCCUGUGCAGCUGAAGCGCUUUGUGUGUAGCGGGGCCGUGUCAGCCCGGCCGGGUACGAGGCGCCUUGGGUCCCCGCACCACCUCCUGCUGCCUCCCCGUCGCCGCUCCCGAAGCUUUUCCAGGUCAGUGCGGGUCUGUGUAGGGCCCUGUUACCACCGGAUGUGGAAGUUGAUCUCUUCGCUGAUGUCCCUGGUAGAUUUGGGAAAGAAGCUUUUAGAAGCGGCACGAGCAGGUCAAGAUGAUGAAGUUCGUAUUUUGAUGGCAAAUGGAGCUCCUUUUACUACAGACUGGCUGGGAACUUCUCCCCUUCAUCUAGCAGCACAGUAUGGUCAUUAUUCCACCACAGAGGUACUGCUCCGAGCUGGUGUAAGUAGAGAUGCCAGAACCAAAGUGGACCGAACACCAUUACAUAUGGCAGCUUCUGAGGGCCAUGCCAGCAUAGUAGAGGUUUUACUUAAGCAUGGUGCUGAUGUCAAUGCAAAAGACAUGUUAAAGAUGACAGCUCUCCAUUGGGCCACAGAACACAAUCAUCAAGAGGUGGUGGAACUUUUAAUCAAAUAUGGUGCUGAUGUACACACACAAAGUAAAUUUUGUAAAACUGCAUUUGAUAUUUCAAUAGACAAUGGAAAUGAAGAUUUAGCAGAGAUAUUACAGAUUGCUAUGCAGAACCAAAUCAACACAAAUCCAGAGAGUCCUGACACUGUGACAAUACAUGCUGCAACACCACAGUUUAUCAUUGGACCUGGAGGGGUGGUGAACCUAACAGGUCUGGUAUCUUCAGAAAAUUCAUCCAAGGCAACAGAUGAAACGGGUGUAUCUGCGGUUCAGUUUGGAAACUCUUCUACAUCAGUAUUAGCUACAUUAGCUGCCUUAGCUGAAGCAUCUGCUCCAUUGUCCAAUUCUUCCGAAACUCCAGUAGUGGCCACGGAGGAAGUGGUUACUGCAGAAUCUGUAGAUGGUGCAAUUCAGCAAGUAGUUAGUUCAGGGGGUCAGCAAGUCAUCACAAUAGUCACAGAUGGAAUUCAGCUUGGAAAUUUGCACUCUAUUCCAACCAGUGGAAUUGGUCAGCCCAUCAUUGUAACCAUGCCAGAUGGACAACAAGUAUUAACAGUACCAGCAACAGACAUUGCUGAAGAAACUGUUAUAAGUGAAGAACCACCAGCUAAGAGACAGUGUAUCGAAAUAAUUGAAAACCGGGUGGAAUCUGCAGAAAUAGAAGAGAGAGAAGCUCUUCAGAAACAGCUGGAUGAAGCAAAUCGAGAAGCACAAAAAUAUCGACAGCAGCUUCUAAAGAAAGAACAGGAAGCAGAGGCCUACAGACAGAAGUUAGAAGCUAUGACUCGUCUUCAGACUAAUAAAGAAGCUGUUUAAUUGAAACAAACUUGUAGUUUGAUUUUACUUUUGGUCAAGAAAUAAUACAAUCUUGAACUGUACACAACAAAGGUACAGCCAUGAGAAUACAGGAUAAGAGAAGAGACUACAGCUUGAUAAUUGGACUUAAGCCAUGAGCUCUGAAUUCUUGUAACAUAAAACUUUACUUUAGAAGUUGUGAAAUGUAUUUAAAACUGAAUUCUGUAAAUAGUUUUUGUUUUUUUUACAGUUUCAAAUGAGUUGAUAAAGAUUGUUGAAGAGAUCCAAAACCACAAUAAGCCACUGUUUUUGUGAAUUCUUUUUGAUUUUAGUACAAACCUUAAUUUCUCAGAAACAGAACAGUUUUAAGGGUGAUCGUUGUUGAUUAGACCAAAUGUUGUGUAGUAAUUAUGGUGGACUGAUGCUGGAAUUACUCCUGUAGGUAUAAACCUCUAUAUGAAGAGAAGAUUUCUCCCAGGAAAUCUUUGUACAGCUUUAAGUUGUCUCAGAUUCUCUGAAAACAUUUUUUAGAAAGUAAAAUUUUUAUAUUUGUUCAAUUUCAGCUAUACCCAAGUAGAUUUACAUGUAUAUGAAGCAAAUAUUUUUUAAACUUUCUGUUUGUACAUAUUCUGCAUGUUUUAUAAUUUCAAAAUGCAUCACUUUUAUAGGUAUUUCUCCCACAAAAAUGAUGAAAGUGACCAGAAAAAAACAAAAACAAAACCCACCCUUUCCCUGUGUAGGUCAUUGAAACUAAGUAAACUAGCAGCUGGUUUUAUUAGAAUGACAAUGUUCUUGGAAGGAGCAGCCUACUAGAUAACUUGAAUUUGCCAAUUCUGCAAAAUCUGUGCUUUUUCGAAAAUUUAAUGGUGGGGAUGUGAAACUGUAUUCCGUGCCUUCCAUUAUGAUUUCCACAUGUAAGCACUUUAAGGCACUGGAUUUUAAGAUAAUGUUUUUGGAAAACUCAAUGCAUAUGGGUUUCUGAAAUAUUUUAUGGACUUAUUUCUCCCCAGGAAAUUAUUCUUAUGGAAAAAAAUUGCUUUUGUAUGUAGAACAGGAACUUUUGUACUACAGUGAUGCAAUAGACAUGUCUAAUGUAGCUUCUGCUUUUCCCUUUGCAAGCUCAAUGUCUGUGCUAUGACUUGCUCUCAUCACAAUAUUGUUGAAUUCCACAAUGUAUGGAUAUUAAACACUGGCAGACUGUUAUUUUAUUUUAUUUUUUUGGUAAAACAUUACUUCAAACCUUUUUUCUUGCUUUAUUUUUCAGUGUUUUAUUGCUUUAUGAAAAUGUUUAACCCUAAAAUCCCUCUGGGUUAUCUAUACUGUAUAAAGAAGCAAUUACCCUUAAAACUGUACUCUGGCCUACUUUUCUAUUUUGCAAUUAAAUAUCUUUUUCACAUA
Molecule: messenger RNA, 5616 nt
Organism: Callithrix jacchus (white-tufted-ear marmoset)
Lineage: Eukaryota; Metazoa; Chordata; Mammalia; Primates; Cebidae
Gene: GABPB1
Product: GA binding protein transcription factor subunit beta 1
Biological process (GO): positive regulation of transcription by RNA polymerase II
Cellular component (GO): nucleus
Molecular function (GO): transcription cis-regulatory region binding; protein binding
Source: RefSeq, a predicted model, not a curated record